CUUCCUGCAGAGAUGUCUCGACUAGGACAGCUGGUGCUCUUGGCUUUUGCGCUGAGCGCCGCCGGCGCUUACGCGGCCGUCAGGAACCUCGCCAUCCCUUCGAGGCCGCGGCUCAGCGGAAGGAUAGUCGGCGGGGCGCCCGCCAACAUCACGCAGUACCCCUGGCAGCUCUACUUUAUCACAGGCGGCAGCAGCGACUGUGGAGCGUCCAUCUUGAGCAGCUACUGGGCGCUGACUACCGCCCGUUGCAUCGUCGACGGCGCCGUCCAGAAUAUGCGACUCCGAGCAGGCAGUUCGAGCCGGGGCAGCGGCGGCUACGUGCACACCGUCAAAUUGGCAAGACGGCACGACUACUACAAUGGCCACGACUACGACAUCGGCGUGCUGUGGGUGUUAGAGCACUUCGUCUUCGGUCCCGGAGUGCAGGUCAUAUCCGUCAGCUGGAACGAGACAGCAGCAGGGAGCCCCGCCACGGUCGCCGGCUGGGGCGCCUCCUCCCCUGACGGCGGCCUCCCCUCUGAACUCCGGGCCAUCGAUAUCGAAAUCAUAGACACCGCCGUGUGCAAUGCCACCUACGGCAAUCUCACCAGAAACAUGAUCUGUGCCGGAGUGAGUGAAGGCGGCAAGGACGUUUGUGUGGGUGACGAGGGCAGUCCCCUGAUGUCCAGUUCAACGCAGGUUGGAAUCGUCUCCGCGAGCAGCGGGUGUGGACUACCCGGUUAUCCUGGCAUCUACACCUAUAUUUUCCCUUUGCGCUACUGGAUUUAUGAGAAUGCUGGAGUCUAAUUAGCUUACCUACUUUGCAAGUGUAUUGAAUUACGUGUCCUUCUCUACAUACAUGUAAGCAAAAAUCGCUUUGAAUAAAGUACAC
This is a messenger RNA of Schistocerca nitens (vagrant locust), 871 nucleotides long. Its product is annotated as trypsin beta-like. NCBI's taxonomy places the organism in Eukaryota, Metazoa, Arthropoda, Insecta, Orthoptera, Acrididae. Gene Ontology annotation, biological process: proteolysis. Gene Ontology annotation, molecular function: serine-type endopeptidase activity. The transcript is spliced from 2 exons. The record is from RefSeq and is a predicted model, not a curated record. The coding region runs from base 13 to 786 and encodes 257 amino acids.